Aspergillus japonicus CBS 114.51 is the source of this 342-nucleotide messenger RNA. RefSeq lists its product as uncharacterized. The transcript has 2 exons. The record is from RefSeq and is a predicted model, not a curated record. Lineage: Eukaryota; Fungi; Ascomycota; Eurotiomycetes; Eurotiales; Aspergillaceae. The coding region runs from base 1 to 342 and encodes 113 amino acids.
AUGAAAUUCCCUACUAUCUUGAUCCUCAUCAGCAGUCUUGCGGCCAGCGUCUUGGCCGCACCACUCCACAACCACUCCGCGGGAAGCCUGAAGACCACAGAUCGCCCGGUACAAAAGCAGCCCGCAAACCACGAAAGCACGUCCAACACUCCAUCAGAAGGCGGUGCGGACGCACCAAUUACCCACGUACCAGUCACUGUCCCCGACAAGGGGGUAGUGCCCUCUGAGCACAAGGAUGUGGCCACGAGCCAGGAGAAGCGCCAGGGUGAAAAUCUUGGCCUCAGACAGGACGUCUGUGAAGAUCUUGGCGUUUGUAUUCCGGGUGUAGUUGUGCGGAGGUAG